Molecule: messenger RNA, 352 nt
Organism: Python bivittatus (Burmese python)
Lineage: Eukaryota; Metazoa; Chordata; Lepidosauria; Squamata; Pythonidae
Source: RefSeq, a predicted model, not a curated record
AUGGAGUGGAUUGGGCCGGGGGUCUCUUGUCAGGCCCCCCCGUCUCCCCCAGGGAGCCCCAACAAGGAGGUGGAGGGAGCCCAUUUCUUGUACCAGACAAAGGCUGAGUGCCACUUCUUCAACGGGACGCAGCGGGUGCGCUACCUCUACAGGCAGUUCUACGACCGGCAGGAGUACGUCCGCUUCGACAGCGACGUCGGGAAGGACGUGGCCGUCACCGAGUUCGGGCAGCCGGAUGCCGACUAUUGGAACAGCCGCCAGGAGAUCCUGCAGCGCGCGAGGGCUGAAGUGGAUCGCUUCUGCCGGUACAACUACGAGGUGGCCAAGACGGGGCUUGUGGUUGGCCGGAGAA